Messenger RNA from Chionomys nivalis (European snow vole), 1551 nucleotides. It is a transcript of the gene Clec4f, whose product is annotated as C-type lectin domain family 4 member F. The coding region runs from base 1 to 1551 and encodes 516 amino acids. The transcript is spliced from 6 exons. The record is from RefSeq and is a predicted model, not a curated record. Lineage: Eukaryota; Metazoa; Chordata; Mammalia; Rodentia; Cricetidae. Gene Ontology annotation, molecular function: signaling receptor activity.
AUGAAGGAGGCAGAGUUGAAUGGAGAUGUGGCUCGAUUCUGCAAAGACAACCAGUAUGUCUCCCUACAGCCCGGAGGGCGGGACCCUAUACCAACUGUUCCCGUGGCUUCCAGGAUGUUGAGGCUUGUCCAGGCCUUCUUGACACUCAUGGCUGUGUUCUUCUCUCUCCUGGCUCUUUUUCUAGUGGAUCAUCCCCGCUCUGGAAGCAUGGCAGAAAAGCAAGAGGCUGCCCAGAGGGUUAGGGACUAUGUUGAGAAUUCUAACACGUGGUACGAGGAGAUACAGAUGCUGAAGUACCGAGUGGAGAACGUUAGUUCUCAGGUCCAGUUGCUCGGGGACCACCUGGAGGAUGCCAGUGCUGACAUCCAGCAGGCAAAAGGUGUGCUGAAGGACUCAGGUUCCUUGGCUUUGGAGACCCAGGCACUGAGAAUCUCCUUGGAGUCGGCCAGUGCUGAUAUCCACAGUCUGAGAGGAGAUUUUGAAAAGGCAAAUGCUAUGACUUCCCAGACCCAAGGUCUCUUAAAGAGCAGCACAGAAAACACCAGUGCUGAUCUCCACAUCCUGGGCAAAGGUCUGGAGGAAGCCCAGACUGAAAUCCAGGCCUUGAGGAGAAGUCUGCAGAGUUUCAAUGACCUCAGCUCCCACACCCAGAUCUUUCUCCAGCAUAGUGUGGACAACACUAGUGCUGAGAUCCAGGCCAUUAGAGAUCAUCUGGAGAGGGCUGGUGAUGAAAUGAGUUUAUUAAGGAAAGACCUGCAAACAGUCACUGCCCAGACACAAAAGGCGAACGGCCACCUGGAGCAGACAGAUGCCCAGAUCCAGGUGUUAAAAGCUGAGCUGAAAAGCACCAGUUCCUUUACCUCCCACAUCGAGGCUGUCAGUGAUCAGCUGAAGGACACCAGCAAAGAGUUACAGACCCUUAGAGGAGAAAUGGCGGAUGUUGCAGAUCUGAAAUCCAAGAUCCAGAUGCUACAGAGCAAUCUGCAGAAGGCCAAGGCAGACUUGCAGAGUUUGAAAACAGAUCUGGAGGCUACCAAAACUCUCACUGCCAAGAUACAGGGGGAACAGAGUCGCCUAGGAGGCCUGCAGGAAGCUGUGGGUUCACAGGAGCAGGUGCAGAGAACUCAGAAUCAGCUUCUCCAGCUGAUCCUGCAGGGCUGGAUGGUCUUCCGUGGAAGCUUGUAUUACUUUUCUCAUGAGAAGAAGUCAUGGCAUGAGGCGGAAAAUUUCUGCAUGUCCCAAGGAGCGCACCUGGCAUCAGUGACUUCUCAGGAAGAGAAGGAAUUCCUGGCAAAGUUCACAAGUAACGAGUACCAUUGGAUCGGGCUCACUGACCAUGGCAUUGAGGGCGACUGGCGCUGGGUGGAUGGAACACCAUUUAACCAAUACCAGAGCAAUGGGUUUUGGGGAAAAAAUCAGCCCGACAACUGGAGACAUCCGAAUGGGGAGUUUGAAGACUGUGUCCACAUGAAGCAAACGUGGAAUGACAUGAUCUGUGGGGCUGCCUACCCCUGGGUGUGCGAGAAGUCCACAGGUCAGGCUGUGGCCUGA